Molecule: messenger RNA, 1302 nt
Organism: Sardina pilchardus (European sardine)
Lineage: Eukaryota; Metazoa; Chordata; Actinopteri; Clupeiformes; Clupeidae
Gene: lepa
Product: leptin a
Exons: 3
Coding region: 157-657 (166 amino acids)
Biological process (GO): signal transduction
Cellular component (GO): extracellular region
Molecular function (GO): hormone activity
Source: RefSeq, a predicted model, not a curated record
ACAUGGAGAGCUGAGGUUUAGAUGAUUCACUGAUGAGUCAACAGCUAUCAGCUAUAUAAGAGAGAGCCCUACUGAUGGAGCCUAAAGUUGACACAAGCCCUCCACCUCAGAGGUAUUAUAUCGCUCUACUCACAAACAUCUACAACCCGAGGAAUAAUGUUCAGUUCUUUCACCCUGCUCUUGCCCUGUCUGAUGGCGGUGCUGCCAUCAUGCCAUGGAAAACCUUUACCAGCGGAAAUCAAUUGGAGGAAUCCGAUAAUUACUAUCAGCAAAAGAAUUCAAAAAGAUAUUGAGGAGAACCCCAUGUCCAAUGGACUCAGUAUCAAUCUCCCAGACCAGGUCCCAGGUACCAAGCCCAUUCAGGGCCUGGGGUCAGCUAUCGAGUCCCUAACGGCCUUUGAGAGGAUUACAGACACCCUGUGGGGUUCCCACCAUCAGCUCUCUGUAGACCUCAACAACCUCGUCGGCAGCCUCCGUAACUACAUGGUGAGGGUACUGCAGUGCCCUACCAGGAAGCCGAGCUCAUUCGAGGACUUGGACAGCUUCCUGAAGAGCAACCAGCAAUACGUCAUGACCUUGCGUCCAGCAGUUCUGCGGAGGCUGAGGGACUACAUGAACAAACUCCUGUCAAAUCUGAAUACACUUAGGACAUGUUAAACACAGCUGGCAUGUGACAAAGGCAUUUUAUUUGAUUUAUAUUGUGAUAUUUAAAUAAUUAUUAUUUAUUUGUUUACAUUUGUAAAGUGUUUUACAAAUGUAUUGUAACAGACAGUCUAGAUCUUACAGGUCUGUACAGUGGGAGGUGGGCUAACUGUUAAACCUGAGUCCCUUCUCUUGGUUUUAAGGAUGGACCAACCACAUGUACUGUCAACUACUGCAACUGCAAUACACAUCAUUAAGUUAUCAUCUUAGACGGUCACAAUCUUGUUAUGCUCUUUUGCACAUUGUGCUGGCACUAUUGUCCACGGAAAGGCAAGCUCCAAUUCCAGUGGCAUGCAAAGGUACUGGACAGCAUAUGAAUGUACUCUAUUUAUGAAUGCCUUCCUAAGUUCAGAAGACACACACCACACAAUGUCGUCAAAUUCAUCAUCAGUAUUAGUAUCUGUUGUAGUCCUUAAACUUUUCAGGACAUUUUGUAUAUUUCUGAUGUUUGGCCAUUUCUAAAACUGACUUUUAUAUGACCUGUUUUGUUCCACACCUUUCAGACCACACGGUUGCCUUUUUUAUACAAAUAAAUAUGUAUUUUGUAUGUAUUUUCCAUAUAUUAUGUAUUUUUUAUAAACAGUAUUGUACAGGAUACAA